Molecule: messenger RNA, 2344 nt
Organism: Salvelinus fontinalis (brook trout)
Lineage: Eukaryota; Metazoa; Chordata; Actinopteri; Salmoniformes; Salmonidae
Product: zinc finger protein 239-like
Exons: 2
Coding region: 1-924 (307 amino acids)
Biological process (GO): regulation of transcription by RNA polymerase II
Molecular function (GO): DNA-binding transcription factor activity, RNA polymerase II-specific; RNA polymerase II cis-regulatory region sequence-specific DNA binding
Source: RefSeq, a predicted model, not a curated record
AUGAUGAAGUCAGCAGGAGAGAGACGGGACUAUGGUGGAUCCUCUGGGGAGACUCAACAACACCAUGAUGCUGAAGAGGCAGAGAAGAGUCUCUCCACAUCAGAACACCUCAAGAAACACCAGUGGAGACCCACAGGGAAGAAAUCUCACUCCUGCUCUGACUGUGGGAAGAGAUUCACCUCCUCAUCAGGCAUUAAAAUUCAUCAGAGAAUCCACACAGGAGAGAAACCUUAUAGCUGUGAUCAAUGUGGGAAGAGUUUUUCUACUUCUGGCUAUCGGACAGUGCACCAGAGAACACACACAGGAGAUAAACCUUAUAGCUGUUAUCAAUGUGGGAUGAGUUUUGCUGCAUCUAGUGAUCUGACAGUGCACCGGAGAACACACACUGGAGAGAAACCAUAUAGCUGUGAUCAAUGUGGGAAGAGGUUUACUAAAUCUGGCUCUCUGACUUUACACCAGAGAACACACACAGGAGAGAAACCUUAUACCUGUGAUCAAUGUGGGAAGAGUUUUACUACAUCUGGCUCUCUGACUUUACACCAGAGAACACACACAGGAGAGAAACCUUAUAGCUGUGAUCAAUGUGGGAAGAGUUUUACUACAUCUGUCUCUCUGACUUUACACCAGAGAACACACACAGGAGAGAAACCUUAUAGCUGUGAUCAAUGUGGGAAGAGUUUUUGUCAAUCUGGCCAACUGACAGUGCACCAGAGAACACACACAGGAGAGAAACCUUAUAGCUGUGAUCAAUGUGGGAAGAGUUUUGCUACUUCUGGCUAUCUGACAGUGCACCAGAGAAUAUACACAGGAGAUAAACCUUAUAGCUGUGAUCAAUGUGGGAAGAGUUUUGCUGCAUCUAGCUCUCUGACAGUGCACCAGAGAACACACACAGGAGAGCCAAUGUAUAGCUGUGACCAGAGAUAAUCUGAUAAAAGAUCUCUGACUAAUCAUCAGAAAAUACAUGAAGGAGUUGUUUCAUGAUAUCAAUUAAAUGAUGUCACAAUGUAGAAUGUUGUAGUAGGAGUAUUCUAAUGAUGUCACAAUGUAGAAUGUUUUAACAUUGUAGUAGGAGUAUUUUAAUGAUGUCACAACGUAGAACCCUAAAUGUUUGUCCCCUGUUCUAUUGAUUUCAACAUGAUAUGGAUAUUAGCCUCAGGGGGAAAAUCCAGGCUCUGAAUUGAAAGAGUACUAUUUAUGAGAUUUAGUAAGUACACAUUAUUCCCAGAUUCUGUGUGGUUUUUGAGCUGUUAGUUUUAACAGGACGUGCAACCUCAUCUCCCUCCUGUCACAUAAAUGAUUUUAGCAUGAAAUCGAUUAGUUAUGACAAAUAAGUGUUGCGUUCCUUUGUUUAGCGACCCCUACAUUUAAAUGCAUUCCAACAUCACGUACAACCUGAUUUCCCCCCUAAUCGAUAUCAGUUAUUUAUUGCUACUUGUCAAAACAGCGUUUUUGGUGCUUGUGCAGUUUUUAUAAGGAGCUUGUUUAAAAAAAUACAAGAAAUAUGAUUAUUGUGGCAGAUGUUUGUGUAAAUAGCACAUGUUAUGUUUAGGUUUUCAAUUUAUCCCAAACUGUUUCUGCUUAUUGGUUAUUGAUUUGGACACGUUAAAACUGUGUUUUGACAUUGAGGCUAUCCCACCUAGCAAAAUGUAAUUGAAAAGAUGUUGAAAAUAAGACUAUGCAAUCAAAUAUUUUUUAAACAUUUUUUAUUAUACCAUGCCUUACCAUUAAGGGAAUUAUUGACAAUACAUAUUAUCAAAGGGGUGUACAUUUGGUUUUGGUAAUUCAUGUUUACAACUCAUAUAACUUUUAGUAAUCAUAAUUAUUUAUGCAAUCAACUGACAAUUUUCGGGUAUAAAUAUAUUGACAUUGUUGCCCUGUUUUUAGAAUAGCAGGGUUCAUUCUCAGAUGUGCCAACCCAAAUGUACUAGAGCAUGACAUUGGGGACUGGGCCCCGAUCCAACAACAUGCCUAUCGAGUGAUCCCUGUAAAGAGAGAAGCUCCGCAGUGAGGUGGAAAGUUACUACGGAUAUUGCAGGAGUUUCCUCUUGAAAUCAGACAUGUCCGUGGUGAGAACAACCUGGUUGCUGAUUGUCUCAAGGGGGGCAGUCAAAAAGAUUUGUGUUUUGUGUUUAGCCAGUGAGUUGCCAUGGAUCACAAUUUAUUUUGACUGCACGUUUUUCCGUAUUGGAGAUGAGUUUAGUUUGGGCUCGUUCCAAGGGGACGAGAGUUCUAGAAGCUUGUGAGUUUUAGGAAGACGAGAGUUCUAGAAGCUUGUGAGUUUUAGGAAGACGAGAGUUCUAGAAGGGAAAAAAUAAUAGUUUAGGAAUCUAUAGAAAGAAAAAGG